Molecule: messenger RNA, 9975 nt
Organism: Diorhabda sublineata
Lineage: Eukaryota; Metazoa; Arthropoda; Insecta; Coleoptera; Chrysomelidae
Product: pecanex-like protein 1
Exons: 22
Coding region: 258-7037 (2259 amino acids)
Biological process (GO): endoplasmic reticulum organization
Cellular component (GO): endoplasmic reticulum; membrane
Source: RefSeq, a predicted model, not a curated record
AUAAGACAGAAUGUGUACAUCAAUUGUCAAAUAGGUUUCUAAAAAAAUAUUAAUAAAUUUGUAGGAAUUUAUUAUUGUACCGAUUUUAAAAGAAAAAAUAAUUGACAAUUAUUGUUGAACUGAUAACAGUAGUAUGUUUCAUAUCAAUAAACUGUGAUAACUUGCGAAGUCAUUCUUAAUAUGGAAGCAUUUUGGAGAAAGUGCUGCAUUGGAGAAAAUUCAACCAAAAUGAACAUUACGCAGUUAUUAUUUCAAAUAUGAUAGAAGAGAAUCAAAUGGGAUCACAAACGUUAGAAAUUCUCAGACAAGGAGUUUGGGCUUCGUUAACGGGAGGAUGGUUCUACGAUCCUCACCAGGAUGUUUUUUGUAACACUUUUCAUUUAUACAUUUGGUUAUAUUUGCUCUGUGUACCUUUCUGCAUUUACGUGUAUUGUCCACCAUCAUUAACAGUCUGGUAUUUUUAUUGUGGUUCAGUUACGUUAGGUCUUACUGUAUUGAAACUUGUUAAUUAUAGUCUCCACUAUAUGUAUGAUACCAAAGAGUGCAUAAUAGAAGAAAUUGAAGAUACACCGCAGGAAUUGAAAAAAGAAGAAGAAGGGAUUGAAUUACAGGAACUUCCUAAUAAAUCUAGUGUACAAACAAGUAGGACUGUAACAAAAUUGCCUCAUCUUCAUGAUAUUGAAUUUGGUCCUUUACAUAGUACUGAUGCGGAGAGUUUAGAGUUUGAUAUACACCAAACAGAUUACACAGAAGGGGCUUGUAAACCCAGCAGUACUAUUGAUUUAAAAGCAGAAGUGCACAGGAAAAAUUCAUCUGAAAGUAGCGAUGAUAAUCCAAUCAUUCCAGUUUCUAAUCAAUAUGAAACUAAACACACCUCUGAUAGACGUCCAAAGCACCAACGCUCCAAAACUGAUAGCUAUGUAACUGUUAUUAAGGAAGAUCAAAAAGUAACCAUAAUGGAUGAGCAAGAUAUGCCUUUGAAGCAAAGAUCCCUUUUACAAAGUGUCGAAUCCGAGCUGGAAAGAGAUUCUGGUAAUUUCGAUCAAAUAGAAACUACCGGAAGGAGAUAUUCAAAUUUUACUAGUUUGAGUUUUUUACCAUCCAAUGUACAAACUGAGAUCAAACCGACAGGUUCUCUCGAAUUAGGUUAUAUAGACAAAAAUCUAAAUCAACCUCUAACUUCUGAAGGGUUUUAUUUCAAACCGACUGUUAUGGGGGUGCGCCGUAUAAGAUCCACUGUCCUUGAAGCCUGUUGUCCUCCUUUAUCCCUUGAUCUCCACCCCAACAGCUUGGAAAUACUUGGGGCUAAAAGCUUAACCAAAAAUCCUCUACCACCCCCCAGCUCUAGUUUAACAAGAAAUCAACAUCUGAAUUUAUGUUCCUAUUACGGUUCUGAGAUUGUUUAUCCAAUAGCGGAACAAUCAGAUGAACAUCAGACUUCCCAUGGACCGGAUACUGAUUUAGAAAGUAUGGAACAUAGAUCUGAAUCUGAGGUAGAAGAAAAUGAUCAAGGUAGCCACAGUCCGUUGAUGUAUAUCAAACAGAAAAAACUGAAAAGCGUGCCUUACGAAGACAAGUAUCAACAACCAAUUAAAAUACUUUCUAAUACAACAAUACUCAAUACAAAAGAAUGUAACAAUUCCAAAGAUAAACUUAUAGAAAAUAACGAUAAUUCAAAUUCCAGUACCACACCCGAUAUGCAAGAUGCCAGAACUGAUUUUUAUAAUACAGAUAACGAAAUCAGUGAUAAAAAUCUUUCUUUCAGUAAUUCUAGCAUGGAAUGUGAAGAUAAUAGAGCAGGGUCUAUUUGUCCUGGUACCGAAGAGAAAAUUGAUAAACCGGUAAAAAGGAGACCGCAAAAAAUAUGUAGAAUAGUUAAACCCGGUGAAGAUGAACCGCCGGUGGUGGUAAGAAAAAAGAAAAUAGCGAAGACGCGGAGGAGGGCGAUGAGCGACGACCAAGCUGGUCAUUCGAGAUGUCAACAUCAAAGAAAAUUUCCCAACUUGACUGAACCUCUUAAAAGAGAUAACGGUUGGUGUAGUACCACAACCGUAUCUUUAGAACACGACGUUAGUAAAGUCCUUCAAGACCAAGUCCCAUCGACUAGUAGCCUGGGCGCUAUACCAAAGAAAACCCGAAGGGACACCCAAAGUUCCAUAACGAAAAAACUACCGAAAAGCGAAUCGGAAAAAUGUAGCGUAUGCAGAUGUAAACCGAGGUUGGAUAGACAAAGAAAUGAACCGACGAAAGAAAAUAAAGUCACGCAAACGCAGUUGAGGCAUUCGGAAAGUUUGAGUCCAGUAGACGGAUUAGAAACCGGACAGAAAAAUAAUUUAUCUAAAACAGAUACUAAUAAAUCGGAUCCUCAAUCUAAGAACGAAGACGGUUCCUCCAACGGUUCCAAUAACGAAUUAAGCACUUUAUUACCCCCGGCGCCUCUAUUAUCAGUGUUCCUGCAAUCCAGACCGAGCAAUAUAAGUUCCACUAUGGGCUUGGAAAGUAUCCGGUCGAAUUCUAACCGUAUGAGGUUGAAAAGAAUGAACCGAGCCCAUAGGAGAAGGACUAACCCCGUAGGUAAAAAGGACAAUUUCCUAUCAGGAUACGGUGGUACAUAUACAUCUAAAAAUUUUAAUGAUACCACGGAAAGUUGUAGUCAUUGUACCACAGAUGAAUACGGUGAUUUGUGUGUAUUAUCCUAUGACGAUAAAGGGGGUAGUAUCGAAACGAACGGUCCUAGUACUUCGCACGGGGCGGAGGCGAAUCGUAGAAACCGACGUCGGAGUGAUACUAGAAGGACAGUCGAUAUUUGGGAUAGUAACAGUACGGAAUCGAUAUGUAAUAGUUCGGUUUCUACGAUAUUAGACGUGUCUUUGCAAAAAUCGAUGCAACCGAUGAAUUUUCAACAGAAUUCUGAUCAAUUCCAGAGGAUAAAACCGCCUUUCGAACAGGAUCGAUUGCUAUUAUCGGAAUCGGCGUCGACGAAAUUCAAGUGCAUAAUACCGAAACCGACGGACGAAAACGUGAAAAGGACGAAAAGUUAUUACGCGUUCAAAGUGUGGCCGCCGCGGACAUACGUCAAAAUCAGUAUGGACAGAUUGAAAUUGUCGGCGCUUCUAGAUCGAAAUUUAACUUUGCGCGAAACGAUAAUUUCCAUAAUAUUGGGCGGUUCGGUUUGCGCAUUGGGCUCGAUAUUGUUGUACAAACAAUUUUACAGGGACGUAUCGGCUUUCGCGUUUUGUUUCGUAACGGCCGGUUGCCAAUAUUCGUUGGUGAAGAGCGUCCAACCGGACGCCGCCUCCCCCACGCACGGUUUCAAUAGAAUAAUCGCCUAUUCGAGACCGUUGUACUUUUGUAUAUUCGCAUCCUUGGUACUUAUACUCGAUUCGAAUUUAUCGGAACGGACGCGCGACUCCUCCGGCUACGACCUCAAUUCGUUCCGGUUAACUCCCGAGCAAUAUCUGCGUCUGUCGCGCGAUUUUUUCGUUACGUUCAUAUUGGCGUUUCCGCUGUUGUUUUCUUUCGGCCUCUUUCCUCAGAUCAACACGUUUCUCGUCUAUAUUCUCGAACAAAUCGAUAUGCACGCGUUCGGCGGCAACGCCGCCUCCAAUCUAUCGGCGGCCUUUUAUUGCGUUUUCCGAUCGUUUUUUACUGUGAUAAUAUUGGGGGGCGUGUGUUACGGCGGUUUGAGCGAGACCAAAGGGGCGCAGCAUAUUUUGUUUUCGAUAUUUUGCGCGUGUCUCGUAGCCGCCUGUUACCACCUCAGCAGAUCUACCAGCGAUCCGACGCAUAUGUGGAACAUGUUGAAGGAUCAUCUCUGGCUGCCUGACGUCUACAGGGAACAGCAGAACCGGAGAGACGGCGGCGAACCGCCCGCCGGAGGUGGCCAAAACGAUCAGGAACAUGAAGAAAAAUAUAUAUUUCAGGAUAAACUCACAAAAAACGAUUCCAAAGACAUAAAUACUAAAGAAAAGACUGUAAAAUUUCCUAAUAAUAAAGAACAAUACCCCGAAGACGAUGUUGCGGAUCCGUUGCCUUCGAAAUUACAAAAAAUCAACAACGCCAGAUUAAAAAACGACCUAAUAUUAUGCAGUUUAAUAGCGAUUUUAGUUUUCGCAGUUCACGCCAGUACCGUAUUUACGGUACUCCAACCGGAAUUGGGUCCGGUUUUAUGGUCCAUAGGCGCUACAUUGGGGUUCAUCUUACAUUAUAUCAUUCCUCAAUUUAGAAAACAUCUUCCUUGGUUAUGUAUCGCCAGACCGAUCCUUCGGUCACAGGAACACGAACAUUAUCAGAUCAAAGGACCUGCCAAAAUUAUGUGGUUCGAAACGGUGUACGUAUAUUUUUCUUUUUUGGAACGAAACAUAGUGUAUCCACUUUUGUUUCUCUCCGUAUUGACUGAAGACUCUCCUCGUAUAGUUUCGAAAUACGGUACUCUACGAGGCUCAUUUAUAGUUGUGAUAUGCGGAAUAAAGUGCCUAAGGAACAGUUAUUCGAAUCAGAGCUCCCAAUAUCUGAUUCUAAUAUUUUCGGCUUUAUUUUACAAAUACGACGUCAGGAACGUCGGCGAAUCGUUUUUGGUUAUCUACUUUUUUAUGGUUACUAUUUACAAUAAAAUUUACGAGUUGUUGUUAAAGAUUCAAUUUGUUGUGACUUACAUAGCCCCUUGGCAGAUAACGUGGGGCUCGGCGUUCCACGCCUUCGCCCAACCAUUCUCUGUACCCCAUUCCGCCAUGUUGUUCCUACAAGCGAUUUUAUCGUCCUGUCUUUCGAUGCCCCUGAAUCCUUUCUUAGGUAGCGCCAUAUUUAUAAUAUCCUACGUACGUCCUAUUAAAUUUUGGGAAAGGGAUUAUAACACCAGACGAGUAGAUCAUUCGAAUACUCCACUUUCUUCCCAUUUAGACAGAAAUUUAGGGGCGGACGAUAAUAAUUUGAAUUCGCUGUUUUACGAACAUCUCACCAGGUCCUUGCAGACUUCUCUAUGCGGUGAUUUAAAAAUGGGGAGAUGGGGUCCGGUGAAUCAGGGAGACUGUUUCGUAUUAGCAUCGGAUUAUUUAAAUUGUUUGGUGCAUAUCAUAGAAAUGGGUAACGACGUAACCACUUUUCAAAUGAGGGGAUUGGAGUUCAGGGGGACUUAUUGUCAACAAAGAGAAGUCGAAGCUAUUACCGAAGGGGUCGAGGAAAAUGACGGUUGUUGUUGUUGCGAUACUGGUCACCUACCGAAUAUGCUGAGCGUAAACGCCGCUUUUAAUCAAAGAUGGUUGGCUUGGGAGGUUAUGGCUGCGAAAUAUAUUCUCGAAGGUUAUAGCAUAUCUGAUAAUAGCGCGGUGACUAUGUUGCAGGUUUUUGAGUUUAGGAAAGUUUUGGUCUCUUAUUAUGUUAAGAGUAUAAUAUUUUAUUUGCUCCGUUCACCGAAAUUAGACCAUUGGUUAUUUAAUCCUACAAUUUUGAAAGCCCUAUCUCCGAUGGAACACAGAACGUUCGUCGAUUUAGAUCCAACUUUCAACAGUAACAUCGACGAAGAUUACGACAUCCAAAACAGCGGCAUUACAAAAAACAGUUUUAUGCAAAUACACGGCGAUUGGAUAAAAUAUUGCGUAGAAAGAUCUGAAAAGAACAUCGAAUGUGGAUUAAACGCCCCGUUGACUCUAUUAUGUUUCGCGUUGAGUCUGUUAGGUAGAAGAACCUUAGGUGCGGUUUCCCAUAACACAGUUUCCGGAGUGGAGUUUUUUCUUUACGGCCUACAUGCUCUAUUCAAAGGCGAUUUUAGAAUAUCCUGUGCUAGAGACGAAUGGGUUUUCAGUGAUAUGGAUCUGCUUAAAACCGUGGUAGCUCCAGGUGUUCGAAUGUCUCUAAAAUUACAUCAGGAUCAUUUCAUGGCAGCCGAUGAAUACGAAGAGCUUUCCACUUUAUACGAUUCCAUUUGUAAACACGAAGAGGAGUUGGUUAUUUCACACGAAGGUGAUCCGGCUUGGAGAAGGGGCGUGUUGAGUGGAGCACCUAGUCUUUUAGCUCUAAGGCACGUUUUCGAUGAAGGUAACGAUGAAUACAAAAUAAUAAUGUUAAAUAAACGUUAUUUGAGUUUUCGUGUUAUAAAAGUGAAUAAAGAAUGCGUUAGGGGCCUUUGGGCUGGUCAACAACAAGAACUAGUCUAUUUUAGGAAUCGUAAUCCGGAACGUGGUAGUAUACAAAACGCCAAACAAGCCCUUAGGAAUAUAAUAAAUUCGUCUUGUGAUCAACCCAUAGGGUACCCCAUAUACGUUUCACCCCUUACCACGAGUUAUGCGGAGACCAAUGAACAAUAUUCUAGUCUAGUAGGGGGAUCGGUUACUUUAAAGAAGAUAAAAAAUUAUUUUUUUAAUACGUUUAGAAGGAUAAGAAAAAGGUGCGGUGAGGGUUGUUCUAGCGGAUCGGCUAAUAGAGAGGAAGUUAGUAUGGGACACGAGGGGAUGUACGCCAUGACUCCGAUGUCUACUUUAGCCCAUACCGGUAGUCAAUCUACGGAUGGUUCUCAUUUGGGUGGCAGCAUCGGUAGAGGAUCGAGUCUGAGUAGAGCUUCGUUAGGUGGUAAUAGGGGUAGUUUAGUUUCGAUGGGGAAACCGACUAGUUCGACUUUGGUCAGUUUGGCGGGAUUAUUUAAGGAGAGGGAUGAAAGGUCGGUAUCUCAAGUACCUGAUGUUCAAAUUCGAGGGGGAGGUGAAGAAAGGGUCGUCGAUACAAAUCCCGUUGCCGAAAGGGAUUGUGCAAUAAGGGUUAGAAUUACAGAUUCGAAUGCUGUGUUCGAUUCGUUAAAUCAGAUACGAAAAGUGGAAAUAUUGUGGCCGAACGAAUUUAUAAGGAUUAGAGGUGGAAAAACUUAUUGGAAAGAUUGGAAACCGGAAGUCGGAAUGGAUGGAACGGUGGUGCAUAAAUGGUUGCCGUGCCAUAAGGAUCCCAGCAGAAGGUCACAUAUUGAAAAAACAAUCCUUUUAGUUAAUAUCGAUGAUAAAUACGUCCCGAUAGCUGAAAACGGCGUACAGGAUAUCGGUGCGGAAGUAUAGCAAAAGUUAUACAUUUCGGAAUCUUAAUACUCUUCCAUAUAAUUUUAAAUUAAAGUCUCCGGAGAUACAAAUACGAGUUCCUGUUUAUGAAACGAUAUUUUCUUUUUACUUAAUUAAUUUAAUUAAUUCAGAUUUUCUUUUUUUUGAAUUGAAAUUUUUCCUCGGAGACUUUCUAUUUAAUUUAUUUCCAUAGACUGUUGCGAUUUUUAUUUCGUAAGCUAUCGAUACGUUAUCGAGUUUUUUUAUUGUUUCGCAACAGUUUGGACCGGUGAUUAACUGUCAUUGUCACUCUCUAGUUCGGUUCUACCUUGAUUGAGGUUAAAUUAUCGCUUCUAUAGGAUUUGAAUCAAAUUUUUGCAUCCUUCAGACCAAUUAAAGUGAAAUUUAACCGCUCCAUCCGUAUAAUUCUUUCCAUAAUCUUCUAUAUUGAAAAAAAAAAUGUAGUUUUGUUAAAAUUUGUAAAUUAUAUUAAAUGUGAGCAGCUUAAGGAUUUACACUGUACGUAUUUGUCUUUCUGGAAAUUUCUAUACUCAAAAAAUUGAUUAAUAUUAGACAUGGACGUCUCCAAGACCCACAAUACUCUUAUUUAUAUGCUAAAAUUUUUCUGGAAGUUUCCGUUUUCAGAAAACCCAGGAUUUUUGUUAAAAUUUGAAUAAUCUAUUAGACAGGGGCGGCUUAGAAAUUUAAACAACAUAUUUUAAUAUUUUAUUAAACAGGGACGUCUUCGAGUUUUAAAGUACAUACAGGUAUUUAUAUCGAGUUAUUGUGGGAGCCUAUUUUCUGGAAAAAAAACUAGAAUUUUACAAAAUGUUGAACAUUCGAAAUGUUUUAUAAGACAGGAGCGUCAUCGAGAUCAAAUUUAUACACUUAAAGUUUUUCUAUUUUGAAAAAAGAUCAGAUUUGACAAAAUUUGAAUAUUCUAUUUGACGGGGUCGGCUUUUGUAUCUACAGUACAUGUGGUGUUUAUACCUACAUUACACGUAUUUGUAUUCUAAAGACAACAUUAGCGGAUUCUAUUGGACAGGGACGGCUUCGAGACUUACAAUACACAUAUUUUAGUACUAAAACGUUCCUCGCAGGUUUUAUGUUGAGUUUUUGCCGAAAUUUGAAUUUCCCAUUAGACAGGGGCGGCUUUGUGAUCUAAUAUACGCGUUUGAAUAUUAAAAUAUUUCGGUAAAUUGGGGUUUGUUUCGAUUCAGGUGAUUUUACUGUCCAAACUGUUGAUUGUAAAUAGAAAAACGUAACGGAAAUUCUAUACACUUGUUGAUAUUGUAAGGAAGGUAUAUAUUUAAUACGGUUGGAUAUUAUGUAAAUUAGUUGAAAAAAUAAUAAUAAUAAUAAUAAAAAAACGUAGUAUUUGAUCAAAGAAUUUUUACAAGAUUGCCUUAAAACGAUAAAUAGACUGAUUUUUUAGGUGUUACACUUAUUCGAAUAUGUCAUUUCUCUAUUUAUAGCCGGCUGAAUAUCUCGUUUAAUCGAUUUUCAUUCAUAAUCCCAACUAAUUUUACUAGAUUUUUCGAAAGUAUACUAUUCAAAUUCACUUUUGCAAGUUAUUUUACCUCAUAGUAAUAUUAGAAUAGAACAAAUGACGUUUGACUGACACAUGACGUACUUUAAUCGACAUUUCAAUUGUCAAAUUCAAAUAAAUACAAUACAAAAUAUCAGUUUUUAUUCCAAUUUAAUUCGGUUGAGAUUGAGGUUAUGAAAUACUUGUAGGUCUUACGUUAUAAAAAUGGUCGUACGUCAUUAAAUGAGUUAAUAAUUACGUGUGUACAUUCCAAAAUAAGCUAUCACAUUAAUCGAAGCACUAUAAAUAUUAUUUUUCAUGUAACGAAGAAAAAAAUCACAUGAGACUAAAUCUGUAGUCGAAUUUUGUUACCGAAAGAGGUUAAUUAACGUUUAUUGUGUACCGUAACGCCAUCUAGUUGAAACUACUUCAAAUUUUUUCGAUUAUAGUGAAACAACGUCGAAAAUGGACCGCAAUUACCGUUAGUACUUCAUUUUAGAACGUCUUGAAAUGAGUUUUUGUUGAAGGAUAUACAUACAGGUCAAGUUACACCAUUGCCGAAAGGAUGCGUUUAACUGUGCGGUUAAAAAUCCCCACGGUGUCGAUUUCCUAAGGGAUUUCACCGCCUAUUAUCCUAGAAGAUCCUUGGUCCUGGGUUUUUAUUCACAAAAAAUCUGAUCUAUCACACGAUCUGCAGAUUGGUACUGAGUUUAGUUACGGUGACUGAAAAGGGGUGUUUUAAAUUGUGAUAAAAAAAUGCGUAAAGGGGGGGGGGGGGGCGCACAUCGCUUGGUAUGUAGGGAAACUGAGAAACGAGCAAAUCGUAUCUAUAAUGACAUACGUCGAUUUUUAUAAAUAAUUUAAUUUAACAAAUUUUUUAUUUAUUUAUUUUUUUGUUACGUAAAAUACGGAUCUGUUAAAAUAUAUAGGAUGUCUUGUUAUAUUGUAAAUAUGUAAAUAUUUAUUUUAUGGAAAAUUAAGUCUCAUUAAUUGAAAGUUUUUAGUCGUUAUACGUUUAUUUAAAAAAAACGAUGUACAAACGCUUUUUUUUCACGAGUUAUUUUCAAAAAAAUGGCAUUUUUGACAACCUCGCCUCUUGUAUCGGUACUGUAACUUUUUUAAAUCAAAUUUCUACCCACAAAAUGGCACUAAAAUCGGUAAAAAUAAUUUUUGUAACUAAAACAAGCCUUAGGUAUCUGAAGAGGAUAAUUUGAUUAUCGAAACGUGUGUCGGAUAAUAUAGUUAUUGCAGUUAGCUCUAAUUAAUCAAGAAGUUUCAAAUUUUUCAUUAAUUCGGUUAUUUUGAAAAAAAAAUUCCAUUUUACUUAAAAAUAACGCAUGAAAAUUAUACCGGUACCAGUCGAAAUGUACAAUUUCUAAAAAGAAAUUUUUGUUUAACGAAUUUUUGAAUAAAGUUUAACGUAUAAUCAAA